AUCAUGAAUAUGCAAACCCAAAGUGAAAUCGAAUUGAAACUUUCGGCCUUUGAGAAAUUAGGGGACAAUCCAACAGAAGUAGAUAUUAAAUAUGUGAGCUAUUUAUUCAAAAUCCCAUUACAAACUAUACGUCAAUGGUUAGAAGAAAGAGCUGGAGUGGAUUUUUAAAUUGAUCUAUCACCAGCUGAUGACAAAGAAUGUUCAAUCAUAGGAGGAAUGAAAAAGAAAAAUAUUAUAAAUUCAUAAACUUAGGUUAAGGAAGAAGAAGCUUAACAGAAAUUAAUAAAAAAUUAAUCCAUAAAAUCAUAAAUAGAUGUUAACUAAAAUCAGGAUGCAAAAAAAAAGAAACAAAUUGAUAAAAUUAAAUAGAGCGAUCCAAAUAAAAAGGCUUAAAAGGCUUUAAAAAAAUAGGCAAAAUUGGCUGCUAUAUAAGCUUAAUACUCCACAUUUGAAGACUGCAAAACUCAAGAAAAAUAUAUUUUCAAUAAUUCAAACUUGAAGCUGCCUUUGUCUAUAUAAACUCAAAAAUUAGUUUAAUAAAUUGAUAUUUCAAAUAAAAUUAAUAACAUUGUAUAAAAUAUAGACAACCGUAAUCAAUAACAAAGUUUAUUAAUAAGAAAAGAAGCCAAACAAAAUAGAUUACUAAGCUAAAAAAAGAAAUUAAUUCGUUUGGAUAAAGAAAAAAACUAAAAAGAUAUGAAUGCCUCAUAUAAUUAUUAUAAUUCUUAAAGUAAAGGAUAGUAAAAGUAAUGCUUAAUUAUUAUCGAUGAUGAGAUAAAUUAGAAAAACUAAUUAACCAUCAAUCCAAACAAGAUUUAUUCUAAUUAUUAUUCAAACUAAUCUCAAAAUAAAUACCAUACUAAUGAGAAACUAUAACUUUUAUAGGAUUUAUCAUAUUUUUAAGAUAAAAAAAUAAAAAAACCCAUUAAGUAACCAUUACAAGAUUUUCAGCAGGUAUAGAAUAAGCAAUAAGAAAUAAAGUAAAAUGAUUAGAAAUAGAAUACAAUAUUAACAAAUCAUUCAAAAAAUUAUCAGUAAUCAUAAGCUUAUCCUCUAAUAAAUUAAGCAUAAAUAUAGAAUUUUUCAGUAUAAAAUAACGAAUAGAUACAUAAAUAAAAGCAAUAAAAUGAAAAGAAUCCAUUAAAUACUUAACAUCAAAAUUUGAAUUAACAAUUUUAGAAGUCAAAUUCAAAUGUAAGCUAUUAAUCACAGAAUUUAACACAAUUGCCUUCUUAAUAACAAUCAAAUCAUAUCCCUUUAAUUACUAAUUCUCAAUCAAUAAUCGCUUUAACAAAUUUAACUAAUUCGACAAGCAAUACUUCGCCAAAUUAAACUACACCAUCUUAAGUUGUAAAUUAAGAAUCUUUGUAGCAGUAAUAAGCUUAUAUUGGUUCUGAAUUGAGUCUUAUAUAAGAUUAAAUUAACCAAACCAUACAAGGACCUAUUUAAUAAACUAUUACGGAUAAGAAACUAUAAUUGCCCAAUUAUUUAUUAGAAUUGAUUCAGAUGUUCAAUAACAAUUCUUAAGCCUUAGGAUAAGCAGUUUAAUAGAUUACAGCAGUAAGCAAUUAACAAAUGGUUUUAAUGGAGAAACUUGAUAUAAUUUACGAAUAUGUUAAUACAAAGUGA
Paramecium octaurelia is the source of this 1629-nucleotide messenger RNA. The record is from the annotation of a GenBank genome assembly. NCBI's taxonomy places the organism in Eukaryota, Ciliophora, Oligohymenophorea, Peniculida, Parameciidae.